Lachancea sp. 'fantastica' is the source of this 924-nucleotide messenger RNA. Lineage: Eukaryota; Fungi; Ascomycota; Saccharomycetes; Saccharomycetales; Saccharomycetaceae. The record is from the annotation of a GenBank genome assembly.
AUGAAGGUGCUACACUCUGUGGAUGAGGUGGUUCAGUGGAGAACCGCCAAUGUUGAUAGACGGGUUCAAUCCAGCGGGUUUGUGCCAACAAUGGGAUGCUUGCAUGAAGGUCAUUUGACGCUUAUACGAGCAUCCAAGCAAGAAAACGAUUUCACAAUUGCAAGCAUAUUCGUGAAUCCAUCGCAGUUUGCACCCACAGAAGACUUGGAUAAGUAUCCCAGGACGUUGCAGAAUGAUCUGGCGCUGUUGGAAGCCGAAGGAGUCGAUAUGUGCUUUGUUCCAGGCGUGAAAGAGUUGUACCCUCAGGGUAUUCCUUUGAAUGUCGAAGAGCAGCGUGGCCCAUUUGUAAGCGUGUUGGGAGUUAGCGAGCAAUUGGAGGGUCGCACCAGGCCCAAUUUUUUCCGCGGUGUUGCUACCGUGGUCACCAAGCUGUUGAAUGUAGUAUUCCCUACUCGCGCCUAUUUUGGACAAAAAGACUUCCAGCAGUUCACGGUGCUGAAAGUCAUGACGGAGGAACUUUUUGUAAACACGCAGCUCAAGAUGAUGCCCAUUGUUCGAGAUUCUGAAGGUUUGGCUCUGAGCAGCAGAAACAGAUACUUGUGUGCAGAAUCGCGUCACAUUUCAAGAGCAAUCUAUCAGGGUCUGGACGCGGCCGCUUCUGUCAUCAAGAGCUUGCCGGAUGGUGGCCAUGUCUCACGCGAGAAGCUUUUGAACAGAGUUCGUGAGAUAUGGCAGCCUUAUGUGACUUCUGGCGACUUCAAAGUGGACUACAUUUCCGUUGCACAUGCUGGCUCGUUGCAAGAGCUGGAGGAAGUGUCCAGAGCUGUAGAUGUUGUUGUGAGCUGUGCGGUCUAUGUGACCGACAAAGAGGUCAAGACAACAACGGUGAGAUUGAUAGACAACGUGGUUUUGGCCGCCGCAUAA